Messenger RNA from Corylus avellana, 1804 nucleotides. Its product is annotated as transglutaminase family protein. The record is from RefSeq and is a predicted model, not a curated record. Lineage: Eukaryota; Viridiplantae; Streptophyta; Magnoliopsida; Fagales; Betulaceae.
UCUCUCUCUCUCUCUCUGUCUGACUUGCUCUGAUAAUUUUCUCUCUUCUCUCUCUCAAACUGAAGACGAUGACUUCGUUAGCCUCUCCAUGGAUUCCCAGAGCCUCUUUACUCACAACCCCUUCCAAAUUCCCGAAAUUCCAAUCCUACCCUCCACCACCACCACCACCACAAUCAUCUUCUUCUUCGUGUUUUCGCGUGGUGUGUCGUGCCGGAUCAAAUUCUCAGCAAGUGGGGAGCGACCUGAAGUUCGUUCUCCACGAGGCUUUGGAAUCUUCUGGAAUCGACACCUCUCAUGCUAGAGACGCGAGGGAGGGUUUCUGUACGCAGAUUCAAAACUUCUCUGAUAUCGAAAGGGAAACCAGCAUCACGAUUAAUAGAUGUGUUGAUUUGGGGAAAACAGCUCUUUAUAUAGCUGCAGAGGAUGAUUCUCUUAUUUCACACUCUUCAGUUCCUCUCCCUGUGGAUGCUUUCAUUGAGAGAUUGGACGAUCUUUCAGUGGGCUACUGUUCUCAGUAUAACUCUUCAUAUAGUUUGUCGCCCGAGAAACUCCUGGAGAGUUUAGAGAGAUAUCUGUAUGGCACGAAGGGCUUCCGAAGAACCCAUUCGCGAAAUCAAUCAGAGCCUCGAGCUCUUUAUCUUCACUCAGUUUUGACCCAUCGUUCAGGCUCCAUUGCAAUGCUUUCACUUAUAUACUCAGAACUCCUGAAAAUGCUUCGCUUGUGGGGCCUUGUGAAUUUUGAUGUAGAGAUAUUCUUUCCUCAUGAUCUUCAUAGUCUACCCAGAGGCUAUGUUAAACAAAAAAGCAAGGAGUCAGAUCAACAACAUAUAGUUACUUCACAAACGCUAUUGGUGGAGAUUUUGAAAAAUUUGAAGAAUGCUUUCUGGCCAUUUCAACAUGAUCAUACCAGGAGUUUAUUCUUAUGGGCAGCACAUGCAGCUAACUGCAUCGAUAAAACAAAUAUUGGUGAAGAAAGUGGCUUUCAACUUGCAUCUGCUAAGGCUGCUCAACAUAGGCUAGAACGUGGGGUUUGGACUAGCGUACGUUUUGGGGACAUGAGGCGCGCAUUAUCUACAUCUGAACGUCUUAUACUCCUGGAUACUGAUGCAAAGGAAUUAAGAGAUUAUAGCAUUCUUCUCUACCACUGUGGAUUCUAUGAGCAAUCAUUGCAAUAUCUGAAGUUGUAUCAGGAAGCAAAGGCACUAUUCUCUAUCUGUGACAUAACAUCUGUAUUUACUUUUGAAUUAACUAAUAGGAUUUUAUUUAAACAAUUGCAGGAUUCCUCCUUACAAAAGCAAUUGUCUGAUUCACUUAGCACCCUGGAGGAAGAUGCUGUGGAGAAAUUGAUGAUACGCCUCAACCUCAUCUCAAUGGAAGAAGGUUGGAGCAAGUCAUCAUACUUCAGAAAUUAUCUUGGUAAUAACUCUGAACCAUGGUAGUGCCUCCUGUCAAUUGACUCACACAGCUAAGAAACCAGAUUCAAAUUUGGUUCUAGUAAAAUGGGAAGAGGGAUUUGUCUAUAGAACAUCCUCCAUUCAAGCAGAAUCCAUAAGGGUUGCAAUGAUUUUUGCUAAAACAGCAGCAUGUCUAGAGCCUAAGAUCUUGGAGCCCUUUUGAGUCGAUGAAAUCAUCUUAUCCAUUUGGAAGACAUCAUCAGUCAAUUUGGAAGACAUUAUUUGUUGAGUGGAUGAAAUUAUCCAUUCAACACAAUGUGAGUGUCAAAUUUCCAUAUUAUUGAUGUGUAUACACUUGUGUAAAUAAAUCUAUAACAAAAAUGUUCUUAUGAUGAAGUAACAUUUGCAUC